Molecule: messenger RNA, 4589 nt
Organism: Syngnathus acus (greater pipefish)
Lineage: Eukaryota; Metazoa; Chordata; Actinopteri; Syngnathiformes; Syngnathidae
Gene: zbtb16b
Product: zinc finger and BTB domain containing 16b
Exons: 7
Coding region: 219-2102 (627 amino acids)
Biological process (GO): negative regulation of transcription by RNA polymerase II; regulation of immune system process; regulation of cytokine production
Molecular function (GO): protein binding
Source: RefSeq, a predicted model, not a curated record
AGCGCCAAUGUGAAUUCCGCGACUUGACUCGUGUACUUGGAAGCGGGAGCGAGUUUUUGGAGCGGGCACUGUGAAAUGUGGCAGCAUGAUGCUGCCUGGAUAAUCAGCGGACAGCAGCACGGGCGGACACGACAAGCGGGAUUACAGACCCCCAGCUGAAGAAGGGCUAACGCCUGAUGCGAGGCCGCAGCCAAAGUCCGAGCGGGUUCUGACAAAACAUGGGCGUGCUCCAGCUUCACAACCCGGCUCACCCCGACACGUUGCUGCAGCGGGCCAACCAGAUGCGCCUGGCGGGCACCCUGUGCGACGUCAUCAUCACGGUCGACGGCCACGAGUUCCCAGCGCACCGCACCGUGUUGGCCUGCACCAGCAAGAUGUUCGAAAUCCUGUUCCACCGCAGCAGCCUGCGCUACGCUCUGGACUUCCUCUCGCCCAAGACCUUCCAGCAGAUCCUCGAGUACGCAUACACGGCCUCGCUGCAGGCCACGGCCGAGGACCUGGACGACCUGCUGUACGCCGCGGAGAUCCUAGAGAUCGAGUUUCUAGAGGAGCAGUGCCUGAAGGUGCUGGAGACCAUCCAGGCCGAGGAAAGCGAGGACACGCUGGUGCGGAACCACGUCGGCGGAGACCACGGCGACCACGGUCGGGCCAGACACUGGCGGCAUCUCAUGUCCAAGAAGCAUUCCAUCCCGGACGGAGCACCGCGUACUACUGCUCUGCACCAACUGACCUUGUACCACAUGACAGAGAGGAUCCCACCGGGGUCAGACCCAAAUGCCCCUCCAGAACUAAGUCCCAAGCUGGACAUGAACAUUUCCCAGCAGCUGCAGCAAAGCAGCGCAGAGGCUCCGACCCUGGAACCCAUCGAGGGUAUCAAAUCGGAGAACAUGCAGGUGGACGAAGCCGACUGCUGCCAGGGCCGCUCGUCCGAAAGCUGCGCGUCGGAUCCGAGCCGAGACGAUGGCCCGGGGACACCGCUGAGAAGCAGUGUGAUCACCAGUACCCGAGAACUGCACGCCAGUCCCGAGGAGGGCGUGGUGGGAAGCUCUCUGGACUGUUUCCCCGGGUUAGCCGAGAAGCACCUGGCAUCCAUUUACGCCAUGGCCCCAGACCACGCCGGGGAGGCCAUGACCCAGGUGUCCGUGUCUCUGGCCCCAUCCCUGGGCAUGCCGCUGGACCCGCGGGCCUACGGCGGCCUGUUGCACCAGGGCCUUCUGCACCGGGAGCUCCUGAGCAGGCUGGGCCAAUUUGCAGCAGGAAUGAGGCACGAGGGGUCCGUUCUUGGGCCACAGUGUUGCGGCGAAUGCGGGCUGCAGUUACACAGCCGGCAGGCCAUGGAGCAGCACAGGAGGCUGCAUGAUGACGAGAAGGGCCACGGCUGCGAAUUCUGCGGCAAACAAUUCCAGGACAGCAUGCGGCUACGCAUGCACAUGUUGUCUCACACAGCUCCCGCUGAGGCUCUGGUGUGCGAUCAAUGCGGCGCUACCUUCUCCUCAGAGGAGGCUCUGGAUUCCCACCGGCUAACACACACAGGGACUGACAUGGCGGUGUUCUGUCUGCUGUGCGCAAAGCGCUUCCAGACCCAGAAGGCCCUGCAGCAGCACAUGGAGGUCCACGCAGGCAUGCACAGCUACAUCUGCAGCCACUGCGAGCGACCCUUCCCUAGCCACACCACCCUCAAAAGACACUUGCGCUCGCACUCGGGCGAUCAUCCGUUCGAGUGCGAGUUCUGCGGGAGCUGCUUCCGAGACGACGGCACCCUGAGGGGUCACAAACGCAUCCACACGGGAGAGAAGCCUUACGAAUGCAACAGCUGCGGGAAGCGCUUCAGCCUCAAACACCAGCUGGAGACGCACUACCGCGUGCACACAGGUGAGAAGCCAUUUGAGUGUAAGCUGUGUCACCAACGAUCCAGAGACUACUCGGCUAUGAUCAAGCACCUGCGCACGCACAACGGCGCGUCUCCAUACCAGUGCACCAUCUGCCAGGACUUCUGCCCCAGCCUGGCCGCCAUGCAGAAGCACAUGAAAGGCCACAAACCGGAGGAGGUGCCGGCAGACUGGAGGAUAGAAAAGACUUAUCUGUACGUCUGUUAUGUCUGAGCAGGUCUUGGACCCGGCCGGGGUGGGCGCGGUUGAAAAAUACGGCUGAGGUCAUAGUGGCGACUCUUGCCGGGUCAAAUUUAAAAAUGCAAAAGUCGAGAGGUAAACGUGCUGAAACGGUAACGUACUUUAUGACAUCGUCUGUGCCAUUUAACGACAAAAGCGUUUGGUGAACCAUUACGCGGUCUUUAAAACACGAGCUCAAAAAUGUGUUCAAACUGUGAAAAAAAGAUGCAGAAAGCAACCAGCGCCGGCUGGCCCACUUGGUUCAAUCGAGUCUUUGUAAGAGUAUUCCGUUCCCUUAACCACACCGCAAGGAAUUCCACGCAAAAGUGGCAACCGAGGACACGUUUACAUGAGAACAAUCUAAGAAAAAUGGGAGUUGGAUACGUUUCUUCGCGAGGAUAUUUGUCAAGAUUUCAAGUCACAGUUCCACGGUUUUCAUUUUUUACUCUGCGAAACACUGUGACUGAUCAUUUCUGUUUAAAGGCUCCAGUGUAUACUAGUGAAAGACCAGAUAUGGUUUUUUUUUUCCAAAGCCGAUACUGAUUAAUAGUCAACGUGGCUGAUCACCGAUAUUUGAAACAGACAUUAAAUUUGCAGUAAAAGGGAAAUAAUUGGUGUCAAAAUUGAUUAAAAAAAAAAACAUGUUUGCUAAAGUACCUUUUCAAAUUUGCCACACCUUGUAGCUUUUUCUUUUAAGUCUAUACAUACAGAGAAUAAAUCUUUUAAAAUGUUACAUGAAAAGGUAAAACAAAAUUCCCUAGAGUUAACCAAAAAUUGUUCUCUUAUCGGCCUUGAGACUAUGGAGAGAGAGGAAAAAAAAAAAAAAAAAAAAAGAUAAUCGGUCUAUCAUAGUUUACAUUGACCCUAAAUGAGAAGCUGCACAAUUGACAGUUGCUCUGCCAUUCAAAUACCUAAAAAUAUUUUGGUCAUAUAAACGCUGGUUGUUGACUGUUGAAAAGUCACCUUUAAUGAAGCGGAUUAAAAAUGUCAUUUUUGGCUGCCACUCAGUUUGAGAUUAGCAACAGUGUCUGGGCUUUUUGACCUGUCUGAGUGGCUCCCUUGAUUCCGCUGUUAAAUUUUCCCCUGACUAUUUGAUUUUCCUUGCUGUUGUUUUUAUUUUAAUUUUUGUAGUUCUUGUGCAUGUUUUACUUGAACUGGUUUUUGGCCUCACAACACACGAGCUCAUAAAUGGUCUUUUCUCGCGGGGGAUGGCGUCGCGAGUUCCGAGGUAGCGGGCUUCAAUGUCAUUCAGUUCAUUCAUUGCUAUUUUGUUGUUGUUUGUAAACAAAUACGUGCUGAUUAUCACCACCGCCGCGCGGGGUCGUCCGCCAUUUUGCCCCGUUUGUUGGCAGGCGAACAGUGUUGAUCCGUCUGUGGGUUUCUUUUCCUAACAAUUACCGUCACAAUUUCAAUGGUCAAACUGUGUCAGAAAAGAAAAAGAAAAAAAUGUAAAGAGCCUCAACAUGGCUUUGAUGUGUUUUUUUUUUUUUUUUUUAAUCACCGUCUAUAAUUAGAUGUCUUAUAAAUCACAAAACUGAUGAAAAUAGAACAUGAAAAGCAAAGUUGUUUUUUUGUGUUAUUUUUAAAGAAAAUCCAGACAAGUGGCAGUUAGUGUGAGUUGUUGUGUAUGUGUCAUGUACAGGCCGUCCGUCCUGCGUUGUUGUUCCUGUGCAGGCCUUAUCCUGUUGUAUUUUUGUAUCACGGUAAUUUGCUGUCUUGUUUACAUUUGAGAAACAUCUUCAACGUGUGUGUUUGAUACGUCUCCGAUGGGGGGAAAAAAGUUCCCUUUUUCUAUGCGGAGCGUUGACAUGCUUGAGUAUGUGGGUCUGUGCUGUUGGUGUUUUUUUGGGGUUUCUCGAGAUGAGAUCCACGUCUCGGAACAUUGCAACUGGAAGCAACAUACUGUGAUUGUGACGCUCUGAUGCAAGUUGCCAGCAAGGGCGAUGAAAAAAAAAAUGUUCAAAUUGCGUUGCCGAUUGAGUGAAAGUUUUUUUUUCUAGGGUGAAAACGGUGUACAGCACAUCGUGGCAACUUGAUGCCAUGACACACAUUCACUGUAUCUAUUCUAUACAUGAACAUGCACUAUAACCAGUUUAGUCAGUGGACCAAAAGAAAUAGAGCACUUUUGUUUGAGAUGAUUUUUUUUUUUUUUUUAAAUCUUUGUAUGUUGUGAUAAUGCAGAUGUCUUUUUUUUUUUGUUUAGUGUGUCCUAGAAGGCUGUGAUUCGCAUCGUUUCGAUAUGUCGAUGUCUGUCUACCUCAGGGCCAGGUCGAAGCUCGAGCUGGUGUCCAAUCAGGGUUGUUCUUCUUGCCAUGUGUGCAGUCAAGUCCCUCCUCAUUGCAGCUUUUUAACACCCCGUGUGGAAAGUGUUUUCUCGGUGUGGAUUCAGGCACAACUCUGUACGCGUCGGUGUUCGGUGGAAUGGUCAGAAAAAAAAAAGAGAAAAAAAAAAAAAGAAUUAAAAAACAAUUUACUAUUCUA